CCGUGGCAGUUGCCGAAUCGCCAACGAUUCAUAUGUACAUGUGUGGUGACUGACAAAUUAAAUAAAUCAGUAAAUUCUGCUUUGUAUACACCGGUCAACUAUGCCGAUCAAGCUGUAUUCAUUGGAGGCGAGUCCGCCUGUCCGUGCUGUAUGGAUGAUUUGUGAAAUAUAUAAUAUACCCUUAGAAUUGAUAGACAUUGAGUUGAGAACUGGAGAUCACCUUAAGCCGGAAUUUCUGAAGAUUAAUCCGUUGCACACUGUACCCGCUAUGGAUGAUGACGGUACUAUUCUACACGACAGUCAUGCCAUUUUGAUAUAUCUGUCAGAAAUGUACGGCAAAGAUAAGAGUCUCUACCCGAAGGACCCAAAGGGAAGAGCCCUCGUUAACCAGAAAUUGUUUUUCAAUAACGCAUAUCUCUUCCCGAGAAUGCGGAAUGUGACGACCCCUAUUUUUAUGGGAGGAAGAGGAGUACAGCAGCAGCAUUUAGAGUCCAUAAAAGAAGUAUACGACUUCAUGGAAACAUUUUUAGAGAAGACUAAAUACCUAGCUGGUGACAAUAUCACUAUUGCUGAUAUCGCAGCGUUUCCAUCAGUCUGUGGUCUAAUGUACAUAGUGCCGAUUGACUCUGCAAGAUACCCUAAAAUAACCGCAUGGAUAAAGUAUUUUGAGAGUCAACUGUAUAGUAAGAAACACAACGAAAAGGGAGCCAAGAUGUUAGGGGAAAUCGUUCAGAAUGGCAUGAAAUAAUUUUGUUAUUUUUAUUGUGCUUCAACGGCAUGUCUUAAGAGCCUACUAAUUUAAGUGAUGUCAGUGAUUGAAUCAACUUCAAGUAUAUAGAUCGUAUGAAAUAUUUUGUUAUUAAUAAUUAUACUGCUUCAUUUGAAACAUUACUUCAAAUCACUACUAUUAAAAUAUCUUUGAUUCUAAGCUAGUUUAAAUAAGCAAAAAUUGUGAUAUUAAAAUAAAUAUUUCCAAUCAUGCACUAUAUCUCUGAGUAUUUUUUAUACCCAGUUUAGUUAUAAUAAUAAAGU
Messenger RNA from Chilo suppressalis (striped riceborer), 1032 nucleotides. Lineage: Eukaryota; Metazoa; Arthropoda; Insecta; Lepidoptera; Crambidae. The record is from the annotation of a GenBank genome assembly.